Messenger RNA from Aspergillus clavatus NRRL 1, 2589 nucleotides. RefSeq names its product putative C2H2 finger domain protein. The transcript has 4 exons. Lineage: Eukaryota; Fungi; Ascomycota; Eurotiomycetes; Eurotiales; Aspergillaceae. The coding region runs from base 1 to 2589 and encodes 862 amino acids. The record is from RefSeq and is a predicted model, not a curated record.
AUGGGAUCUCGGAUGAUGCCGAAUCCUUCGCACGGCGAUCAUCCCGCAGACCACUUGACAGCUCCUUCUCAUUUCGCAUUAGGCGACCCGGCCUCUUUCCUGGGGGUCCAGUUCGGCUCUGAUCCGGCGGUCCUCCCCCACGAACCCUCAUCCAUCCUAAACCCUUGGUUACCAUACAGCAGCAACCAUGCCUCGUCGUCUCCGGCUCCCCAACCGCUGGAGUAUUAUCAGUAUCACCCACCGCGGGUAUCGAAUGACCAGGAUGCUUGGAAUCCGCUGCAGGUCACUGGAGUACCUAUGAGCCGGGCGUCUUUGAAUCUUCAGCCCGGGGAGAAACCUUAUCCGAUCAAUGAAUACAUCGACCGCAGAUGUUCCACCGGCCAAUACAGCGACCCUUCAGAAAGUGACAGUCAAUACAAUGGUCUCCCAUCAGGAGAUUCAGGCUAUGGUAGCCGAAGCUGUACCACGCGCUCCAUAGCAGCAUCAUCCUUCGCUGUAGACUCGGCGUGCAGUCCCCAUCUGACGUCGCAUGAACGGGAACCAGAUGAGAAGGGAUCGAUCUUUGAGCUGGGCCCCUCCGGCUAUGGCACACUUGCGCCGAAGACAGAAUACCUCUCUUUGCCUGGCCCCGACGACAUGAAGUGCCAUUAUCCUAAUUGCAACUGGAAGGGGAAAUGUCCCUCCGACAAAAGAAAACAUGAGGCAAGACAUAGGAAGAUGUUCAGAUGCGACGAGCCGAAUUGCAGUCGCAAGGAGGGCUUCGGAACCAUCAAUGAUCUCGCUCGGCACAAGAAAUGCGUCCACAAACAAGAACCCGAGCGCGGGCCGAAGAUUCUCUACAUGUGUUUUGGGCACAAUUGUCCCCGCAGACAAAAGCGGUGGCCUCGAUUGGAUAAUUUCCGUCAACAUCUCUCCCGGAUGCACAAGGAUGAAGAUGCGGAUGGAUUGCUGCGGAGAUCGCAGGAGUGGUACGAGGCUACUGCUUUGAAACUGCAUGACCUGCCAGUUCCUGUCGACGACCAAAUUCCCCAAGAAGUCUCGACCCCACAGACGCAGCUGUCAUCCGAAUCCGAUUGUAUGUUGGGAGAUCUCGAGCAAAAUCCUUGCAGCUUGGCCUUAUCGAAUGGAUCGGUAUUUCGAUUACCAGCGAAUGAGAGCAUUGAUUCGAACUUCGAGGGAAUUGUCGAAGAGCAGAGCACAGGCAACGAACCUACAGGCCCUGCAGUCGUCGCUUCGCAUUCAGUUAAAUUCCCCACUCUGAACGCGCUCAACCUGACCCCAACGCUCGAUCAAACACCGCCAACUUCCCAACUAGACAGUCUCAGGAAGGAUCAUGUUGAAGAAUUCAUAACAGAGGCGGCGACGAACAUGCUCAGUGCAUUGACGAGGAUGAUGAACUCCAACCAACGACGGAAUAUCCAGCCCCCGUAUGACGGAAACAACCUGUCAAAUCCGACAGCCGAGCUGUGUGGGCCAAAGAAGGAAAUUCUCCAAAGGAUUCUAAGAGCAGCGUUAGACCGACUAUCGGGGAACACAGAGUCUCCUGCGGACAGCGGCUUGAAAGUGCCUGAACCGGAACCCGACAAGAGAGGCUGGAUCAAAUGCGAAUUUUGCUCAAAAAGGACGCGUUUGCGAUGCGAGAUGAAAUGGCCUGCUAGGAAACAUCAGAAACGUCAUGAGCGGCCGUACGGCUGUACAUUCAAACGUUGCGACAAGACCUUCGGCAGCAAAGCAGACUGGAAGAGACACGAGAAUUCACAGCACUAUCACCUUCAGAGCUGGCGCUGUACCCUACAAGACCCUAUGCAAGGAGACUUACCGUGCGCCCGGCUGUUCUAUCGCUCGGAGAUCUACAUGCAGCACCUGCAAAAGUAUCACCACGUGGACGACGAAGAGGUGCAGAAUGCCAUGUAUAAGAAUCGGAUCGACCUGAACGGCCAGUCUCGGUUCUGGUGCGGGUUCUGCAAGGAGAUUAUCCCUCUUCGCAGCCAGGGUCUGGCCGCCUGGAAUGAACGCUUCAAUCAUAUCGAUGUCCAGCAUUUCCGCCGCGGAGAGCGUAUCGGAGACUGGCUAUUACCAUCGGGGCAUUUGACCAAAGAGCGAGAGUGGGAAGAGGCGAGGAAAGGAAGUACAGCUUGCAGUCGCGGAGACCAGAGCCCGUCAUUCGCCUGUGACAACACUGAGAAUGACAAUGAUGACUGUAGUGACAGUUCCUCCGACAUCGAUUACCGUGAUGAGAGUAUGGUCCUUAAUCAGGACGAGGACAUCCGACAGACAUUAGACCAAAGUCUAAACGAGGCCUCGCUCCUCCCACAAUCGCCCGAGCUGCAAGGUUCGCGGAAACGAAAAGUUGACACACCAGAUCCGACAGUAGCCCACUGCUGGCCCUAUUCGGCGGAUGUGCCCCUUGCAAAAAGAAGAUUCAGCGUUGAUGACUCUAUUUUACAAGCGCGAGAUCCACGCAUGGCCCAUCUUGUCACGUAUGGCUGCCCCGUAGAAGAUACGCAACCAAGCGAUCGCGCUUUAGUGGACUCUCAUGCACUGCCCCCCUAUCGCGAGUCUCCUUAUCAUAUUCGUCGCAUGCAUUGA